This is a messenger RNA of Trachymyrmex septentrionalis, 4279 nucleotides long. It is a transcript of the gene Ack-like, whose product is annotated as tyrosine-protein kinase PR2. The transcript has 9 exons. The coding region runs from base 411 to 4220 and encodes 1269 amino acids. Gene Ontology annotation, biological process: protein phosphorylation. Lineage: Eukaryota; Metazoa; Arthropoda; Insecta; Hymenoptera; Formicidae. The record is from RefSeq and is a predicted model, not a curated record. Gene Ontology annotation, molecular function: ATP binding; protein binding; protein tyrosine kinase activity.
GUAUACUGUAUUUAGUUGACUGUAGUUUUGUGUGUCGAUUUCUGUAAUACGUGCGAAUACGCGGCGUAGUUUUCUACUACUGUUUCUAUUAUAAGUAUCUAUUGUUUAUUUAUGCAAUGAUUGAUGUGCAGAAUGAAGAUUAUGAAGCUUCAAAGCUAUAGUUAAACUAGAUCUUGUUAUUUUCGUUAAAACUAAUCGAGGCAGAACGAAACGGAAAUUUAAAAAAGUGAAAAAAGUGACAGCUGCUGCAUCGAAUCUUCAGAGCCAAGGAAAAAGGAAGAUAGUAAUUUAUGAACAAGAGAGGAAUCUUUCUCGUGAUUUGAAAAUUUCGACGAAAUUGACAAGACAACAGCAGUGGCCCAUUGUAUCUCGUAUCAAAAGGAAGAAAAAUCUCUCUGAAGCAGCAUAGAAUGGAUAUACAAGGAGAAAUGUCUCGCAAUGGACCUGGUCUUUACGAGUUUCUUAUGGAAGCUGAGUUGCAACAGUAUUAUCCUGGUAUUCGAGGGGACUUGAAGGUGCAAACAACAGCGCAAUUGAAAUAUGUGACAGAAGAAGAUUUGAGUGCGAUAGGAAUGAGCAAGCCAGAGAUGCGUCGUCUAAAGAAAUACUUUCAGAAACAUUUUCCUCAAAAUUAUUUAUCCAAAUUUAAGAAAAUGCUACUACCAAAACGCGAAGAGCAACCUUCUGGUAUUAUGGGCAUGUUACCAGAAGAAAGACAUAACAAACAAUCAGUAAUACGUGUUCCCAAUAAACACAUGAUUCCGGCUGAUGCAAUUAUUGUAAAUAAAGAACUUGGGACUGGUGAAUUUGGAGUCGUACAGCAAGGAGUAUGGACUAAUGAUGGUGAAAGGAUACAAGUUGCCAUUAAAUGUCUGUCACGCGAGAGGAUGCAGAAUAAUCCCAUAGAAUUUUUGAAGGAGGCCGCGAUAAUGCAUGCAAUUGAUCAUGAGCAUAUUGUGAGACUAUAUGGCGUCGUGCUCGAUACGAACUCGCUGAUGCUCGUUACAGAAUUAGCUCCACUGCGCUCAUUACUAGAAUGCCUUAAGGAACCCAGUUUGCGCGCUAGUUUUCCUGUCUUAUCGCUGUGUGAUUUUGCUGUGCAAAUCGCUGACGGAAUGCAAUAUCUGGAAGCGAAAAGAUUGAUACAUCGUGAUCUUGCUGCCAGAAACAUUCUUGUGUUUUCUAAGAACAAGGUAAAAAUAUCGGAUUUCGGAUUAUCACGCGCUUUAGGAGUGGGUAAAGAUUAUUAUCAAACGAAUUUCAAUGUUAAUUUGAAGCUGCCUAUUGCGUGGUGCGCACCUGAAUGCAUAUCAUAUUUGAAGUUCACGACGGCGAGUGAUGUUUGGGCAUAUGGAGUAACAUUAUAUGAGAUGUUUAGUUACGGAUUUCAGCCUUGGGCAGCGCUGACCGGCCAUCAAAUUCUUGAAGCAAUAGACGAACCUAAUUUUCAGAGAUUAGAACAACCUGAGUGCUGUCCAAAAGACUAUUUUACUUUGAUGCAACAAUGUUGGCAACACGAACCCUCAAAGAGGCCCAAAUUCUCCGAAUUGAUUAAUGUACUACCCGAUCUGAAACCUGAGCAAGUGCAGGCAGUCCAAGAUAGCACCGAGCCAGGUCAGCUCGUUUACAGACAGAGCGAUAUAAUCACAGUUUUGGACAAAGGUAGCAGUAAUACUUUGUGGAAGGGCGUCCUAAAUAAUGGCAAAACGGGAUUUUUUAAUCCGGCUCACACAAUCGCAUAUCUUGGAUCCAAUCUACCUAGUAAUAAACUCGGCGAAUUUACACGAGGAGAUGGUAAAAAUGCUUUCUCCUCGCAACGUAGAAAAAUUCGAACGGACAUGAUAUCCUCUCCACAAGGCGAUCUCAAGCAUACUGGUCACGUAGGUUUAGAUGGAGCAUAUUUUGGUGAUAUUAGUUUUCUUGGAAAGUAUCCGCAUUUGCCUCGUCAAGUUGUGACGCCGUACAAACCGCAGGAAGAUGCAACCGAUAAUUUUAGUAAAAUUUCAACUCAGAAUGCAAGAAGCAUAGACAUGAAUAGGGAAUCGACAAGAGAAAGUAGAAGCAUACAACAAGAAACUGAAAAGAGCCUAUGGUCUGAUAUGAAUUCGGAGAUAUGUCAUGCUACCGGCAACAACGCAAACAAGCAAGCUAUGACAUCCAAUAUAGGUAGUAAUACUGAUACUCUUGGAGCUGACCAUGAAUACCAUGAAAUCAGUGAUGAAGAAAAUCAAGAUAGUCCGUUAAAAUUUGAUAAGACAUUAAAUUUUGAUUUUGGUCCAAGUCUUUUGGCAGAAAUGGAUCAAAUGUUCAGAUCAUUAGGUUCUUCGCCUUCUGGCCAUUCUUUAUCCAUUGAACAUGAAUCAAGCAACGCAAGAAACGAACUGAGGGAAAUUCAAGCAAAACAGUGUAUUAAAAAGAAGCAAGCCACCGUGAGUCCAAUAAAUGUGAAGCCUAUCUCAGCUGCCGAUCAGAAAACUCUCUACUCAGCUAUUGCUAUGGCACAAGAACUGACAGCACGUUCUAUGACAGAUCUUGAACAUCCUCCGGAAUCUCCCCGUACUCCUGUCAGUCCUUCAAGGCGUAGGAAAUUCUCUUUUAAGUUGCCACAUCAACACAGCCCUAAGCCGGACAGACGACACUUUUCCGAAGAAGCUGCCAGUAUACCUGAUAUACAGGCCACCCUGUCAGAAGAAGCUAAGGAAGUGUACAACAGUUUGGUGGAGACGCCAACAUUGGAAAGUACUGGGGAUACGAAUCCGUUGCGCAUGUUACGUUCCGGAUUAUCUAUAGUAAGGCCUAGAAUUCGUGGGAACAAACAUGCCACUCUGGGCUACCCAGUGUUAUCGCAGUCAGAAGACGUAUCUGGUGAGCAUGGCUUCCAUUUCGAGAUGCACCAUAGCGGUGCGAUGACUUUGCCCAAAAUCCGAGCACCUCCAUCGCCUCAUGCAAUUUUAUCUCUGCCUCAAUCACGCAUUCUUGAAAGACAUCACUCUAUGGAAAUAGAGAAUAAUCAGAAUCAGAGUAACAUCGAUGAGAACCCAAUACCUCUACCGCCUAGAGACCGCUCAAAGACACUUCAGCCCAAAUCUAGUUUACCACGACAUCAAAGGAAGCAUCCUUUGAUCAUACCUGGAGGUGGUGUCACAAGAACGCUAGCCAAGAUGGCAAUAACCAUGCCAUCCGUAGAAGAUCAAGUGGACGGACAUUUCAUGUUACAGAAUUUUGAUAUGGCAAUCGGUGAGACUUUGCUACAGGACAACUAUCUUUCAGAAGCUUCUGUUAAUAGUCCAGAGGAAUUCGAACAACGCAUAGAUUCCGAGCUAGCUGCACUGGAUUCAUUACCUAUUGAAGAAUGCCGACUUCGACGAUUUAGCGUGAUCUCAGAGGAUUUGCUGGAAUUCUCAGAUAACUUAAUCGAGUGCAACGACAUGCCGGAUAUACGUCAGAAUGUUUCGGAAACAAGCAAUGAGAAACAAUCGAGUAAUUCAUCAACAAUGACCGAUAAGUUACGCAGAAAAAACAGCGCUGAACCAAAAUGCUCCUUAAAAAGCUUUGCAUCUAAAGUACAAGAAAACACGGAAAGAGAUCUAAGCCAGAAUCCGGUGACAAUUAGUUCUUGUAGAUCAGAAGACUGGAACAAGAUAAAUUCCUCGAUCAGAGUUCAAAUUCCGUCAACAAUACAGCAGACACCACUAAAUUACUCUUCACAAACAAACGUGGAAGAAAUCUCUUCCAAAUACGAAGCUUUUCAUUGUGAGGAACCUUUGGUACAUAUUGGCUCAAACAACAAUUUUCAUUUGACUACUAUUCCAAAAGCAUACCAUUUAUCCAACGAAAAAACAUCGAGUUGUGAUAUCGUAAGUGACUUGUCACGACAAUCGGACCAUGUUUCUUGUGAAGAUCUAUUAGAAUUUGCGUGUGACGGGCCAAAUACACGAAGAACUCGUGGACCUCGAAACGGAGAACAAUCUGAUGAAGUACGAAUCAUGCUGAAGGUGUUGCAUGAACAGUCAACCCCAGAAUCCUGCAUUGCUGCAUUGAAUGUCACGGAAUGGGACGUUCUAGCUGCAAUUAAACUGGAACGACUUCAAGGAUUACUGAAAAAGGAAAAUAGUUUUGUCGGCCUUGAAGAUUGCAAAGUGAUACUGAACCAGUGUGGUGGUGAUGUCGUGAAAGCGGCUGCGCUAUUGCGAAACACGGACGAUGCUGCCGCGGUUUAGUUUAGAUUCACGAAGAAUAUAUAAAGAUUGAUUGAAAAGUUUUUUUGUAACAUCUUUUA